UGUGUGUGAAUGGAGUAAUUGUUGGGAUGCCACGGAGAAACCGGGGAAACCCGCGGAAGAAAACUCCGCUCAGUAUAUAGUACUAGAAGUAUUAAGCUCUGUUGACAGAAAUGGACUACGCUAGAGAGACGAGAAACUGGAGAAAGCUGAAGACUGCCUAGGCGUUUAGACAAAGCUGUGUCACGACGUUCGAUGUAUCAACGCCGACAAUCCUCGCAGCUUAGUGACAAAACACGUCACAAUAUACGGAGCACCCAAGAAGACUGAACGAGGUAUGGGAAUCCCACACAACAACAACAACAAAGUUACGAAACUGUGAAGACACAGAAUUAAUAAGAGAAUUUUAGAACACACAGACAAAGAAUUUGAUGUCAUUAAACUAAAGUUAACGGCUAAAAGCAGCUGACAUAAUGCAAUAAACCAAGUAAAAUACGAAAAUGUUAACAUUUACCUUGGAAAUCGCAGCUCGGCCUGCCUCUCUCGCGACAAUCACAAACAAUACGAACAAGACGACGUGCAGCAAAAGAGAAUUAAACGUCUAACAUGGAGACAUAAUCUAUUUACAGUCUUAUCCAACGCGCCACAUUAAAUUGCAUUGCUCGGCAGUACACAAGCGGCAUCUUAAUAGGAGACAGUGAUGUAAAUUUUGCAGGCGAAAAUCUCACCACGUGCCCCGCGGCGAUAAAGGAAUGCGCCCACAGGCUAAACAUGUCGCAAGUGAUGUUUGGUUUUCAAGGAAAUCUCAAUUCAAGCGAUGCAAUAAUAAUAUUCUGACGUCUUGACCAAAUUCGCCGGCGUGUGCUGUAAACGAAACAUACAACAGCUUCGCUGUCAAAAGAAGUAAUUUAUCUGAAACUCCGAUGCUUUCUGUUUGAAGACAUAAGAGAAGCUAAAGUUUACAGAAUAAAUAACGAAUAUUUCACUAAACAAAAUCAAUCAGGUGAUCUUUUUAAAGGAGUUGCGUUCUUUAUUUAAACGUAGGAACUAAAUUUUUAUUUAUUAUUCGCAUAAACUUUGUUUUUCAUAACGUUAAAUGGUAGAGAAUGAUUUGCCACUUCGAAUAUUACGUCAGAAAAAUGUGCAACAGUGAAGUGUUACUGACAAAUAACAACAGAGUUGUAAACAUUUUUAAGUCACUACUAAUCUAACGACAUGAUAUGAUUUAAUAUCAAUAAGACUGAGAGAAGUAAUGUUUUCUUUGACAAAAUACAGUCACUUAUGAUAUAGUGUAUUUAUAACUUAUGACAUAUAUGUGAAACAGAAGAUAACUUCAGCUGAAAAACUGUAUAUUUCUGGAGAAGUCAAAAACAGAUCACUUAGAGACAAGAGAUGAAUUAACGGUAAAAGAUGCUGUUAACAGCGUGUUCUAAUUGUUUUAUUUGAACUCAACGCCAGCUGGGUUGAAACACUCAGUGUCUAAAGUGUAAAAAUGUAUAACUACCGGACAUGAAUCUAAAAGUUACAUAAUACAAAUGACCAUGAAUCAACGAGGGCACGUGAAUAACACAGCAUAGCUAAAUCUUGUAUUUACUUUCAGACGGCAUGGGGGUGAUAAUCGAAACAAAUAUUACUUCGGACAUGGACAGCUAUCUGACAGAUAGCAACUCCACGCUCCAACCAGCAGUUUAUAUAAACGCGAACGGUACGAACACCACUCAGAUUCCAUACGUCGACUACGCGGAGAGACCCGAGACCUAUAUCGUUCCGAUCCUGUUCGCCCUCAUCUUCGUGGUUGGUGUCCUUGGAAAUGGCACCCUGGUGCUCAUCUUUAUACGUCACCGCAAUAUGAGGAACGUCCCCAACACUUACAUAUUCAGCCUGGCUCUAGGAGACCUUCUAGUGAUCGUCACUUGCGUGCCCUUCACCUCGACAGUGUACACUGUCGACACGUGGCCAUACGGCGAACUGAUCUGCAAGAUGUCGGAGUGUGUGAAGGAUAUAUCCAUUGGCGUGUCAGUGUUCACACUGACUGCACUAAGCGCUGAUCGCUUCUUCGCUAUUGUCGACCCAAUGCGAAAAUUGCAUACAGGUGGCGGUGGACGCAGGGCCACAAAACUGACCAUUCUAACAGCUAUUUUCAUCUGGAUAUUAGCCAUCGCAUGCGCACUGCCAGCUGCUAUUGCAUCUCACAUAAGAAUACUGAAGAUCAAUGACACUAAGAGUUUUAGUUUCUGUUAUCCAUUCCGAGUGUCAUGGGGUGAAGUUUAUGCUGAAUCUAUGGUGAUCGCCAAAUUCAUAAUCUAUUACGCCAUCCCACUGAUUAUUAUCUCGUUCUUCUACCUUCUUAUGGCAAGGCACCUCAUUCUUAGUACCAAAAAUAUGCCUGGAGAAAUGCAAGGCCAAGCGAGACAGAUCAGAGCCAGGAAGAAAGUCGCUAAGAUGGUUCUUGCCUUCGUCAUAGUUUUCGCUGUAUGUUUCUUCCCACAGCAUGUCUUCAUGUUGUGGUUCUACAGCGAUCAAGAAGCAGCCAAUGAACAGUUCAAUGGCUUCUGGCACGCAUUUCGUAUCAUCGGAUUUUGUCUGAGCUUCAUCAACUCGUGCAUCAACCCCAUAGCACUGUACUGUGUCAGCGGUACAUUCCGCAAGCACUUCAACAGGUACUUGUUGUGCAUCUGCUGCAGGAGGGCUUCUGGAAGCGGUCGAGGGCGAAGCGUCGGCGGAAGUAACAGCUGCAGAGCCAGUGUAACCAGUAGGAGACACUUGGGAACAAUUACUUCGUCCAGAAGAUACGCGACGUGCACAAAAUCCACAUGGGAUUCGAGCACAAUCGCACACUACCGCAGUAGCACCAAGAGGAAACACACUCUUGCCAACCAACCCACUGAAGAGAUCAGUAUCACCACCUUCAUGAACGGAGGUUUGCUGGGGAAUGCUAAAGAAAUGCACACGGAGGACUAGUUGGAAGCCACGUCAAACCGCAUGCUGUUCCAUUUCUUCACCAGUAAAAAUCCAAAGUAAUUAUCCCAGGGGCCUCGAACAGUUUUGCAUUUCAUUGGUUUUCCCAAAUUGUGACAAGUAAGCAUUAUUACGAAUCCCAAUACUCAACACUGUUGUGAGUAAACUGGAGCUUCUUGGUUAAGAACGUAUUCAAAAUACCUUCCUUUUGCACUGUAGUGACUUCCAGUGAAGAUAAUACCAACCGCGGUUAAAUUAAAUUUGUCGCAAGUGUACCAACUUCUCACAGAGAAUUUUAUCCCCAUAGACGACUAUUUCCUGUUACACUGAAAACACAUUUUGCUUCCCAUCUAAGCCUGCUAUUGAACAAAUAUUAAAUGUCAAAUGAAAAUUAUCCCAUACCUUAUUUAGUUAGAUAGGAGUCUCUUAGACUGAUCACUUGUGGACAAUGUGUGUCAUUAUUAGAUGAUUAAUUAUGCAUAAAAAUGAACAUACAAAGCAGUAUUAAAAUACAUCUAUAUAUAUCAUCGUAAACAAAUCAGCUGUACCUAUUGAAGAGGGAGUACAGAAUUUAUUAAGUAAUAUUAAGUGUAGACUGUAGAGAUUGCAUCACCGGAAUGCAUCUUAAUCUAGUUUUCCGUGGUUAUCAUAUUUCUCAAAGCAAAUUCCUAAAUUGUGGCUCAAGAUAUUUCCACUGCUUCUUGUGACAGUGUCACAUGCACGACGUUUAGUGGUCUCUAGUGAUCGAUUCACUAAAUGGUUCCCUCGUCCACGCAAAUACUUUUUUUCUUUUCAAGAAACGCAGAAUAAAUGUGUUUUGUAAAACUACAGGGUCUGUCACUGGACAAAAUACCCUGGUUGUACCGAACAAUAUCUUAAUCAGCGGUACAAAUCGUGUGAAACUUAGUUCAAAAUAAAAUCGGCUGUUGCUCUGAUAAUGUAUCACUUCCCCACUGGUGCAAUUAUACGUCUAGUUCAAAAAAUCAAUCCCUCUCUUGUAUCAUAAACCCGUACUUUAUACGCAUAAUAUUUCUUGCAAAAAACAAAGAUUUUUGUCUGUAAGUGAGUGGUUCUAAUAGAUAAAAGCGUGUUCUGGCGGAUCAGAACAUAAGAUGAAGAGAUGAAGCUACUAAGGAAAGAAGACAUUUAACAUCCGGCGAUGAUACCUUAGUGUUUGCUCUGAACCAGUCACAGUCCAGAGAUACUAGUAAAAAAUCUUCAAGUAAAUACAAAGAUUGUAGUUUACAUUUACUACAAUGACACUCGCCAAAUCCAAGAUAAAAUGUGUGUGUGUGUGUUUUUUUUUAGUGAGGGUGUGGAAUGAAAUGUAUGAAUCUAUUCAGUAACUGUAAUAAUCUAGAAAGACCUCAUGAAACUUCAAUAGUAAUUCACUUCAACAUCUAGAAAUAACUUUACGAGUGAAGUGGGUUCAACAGUCACAUAUUUAAAGUUUCUAGUCAAUUUCUUCUUUGUGAGCGCUAAAGAUUGCUUAAUAUUUGCUGUCCACGCUUUUUGUAAGUAAGUGUUUUUGAUCCGGCAAACAUGUAGAAAAAUGUAAAAAGAGUGUAUAUAAAUAUCUCUUAUUCUACAGCGAGAGGGAAUGAAUGUAUGAAAGAGAGACAUAACGGAUGAAAGAGUGAAUUCAUCUGGAUAAGCUGUAUAAAAGAGUGUAUAAAAGUUUCUCAUGUGUAUGGUUUAUAACUCUUUGUCCGAGUAAAAAGAGUGUGUGCAUUCUAUGUGAUUGUCUCAAAGAACAUAUCUACUUGUCAGAGGGCUAAAAUUGCUACUGCAAUAGUAUAAGCAGACGUCAUAUCUCAAGCGUGAAAUUUCUUCAAAAACACGCAACCAAAGAUAAUGAAAACCGCUUCUUUAGUACAGCAUGAACUAAAAAUCUUUGAUGUCACAAUAUAUAAAUGUAUUAUUAAAACGACAGUGGUUAUUUGAUAUUUUAGAUCUGAUCUGAAGUUUCAUAUGAGUAAACGUAAGGGGAAAAGCAAAACAUUUUCUAAUUAUAAAAUCUUAUACAAAAAUGGGAUACGUAAAUAUUCCAGAUUUUCAAGUACGUACAUGUACGCGAAAGAAUUAAUAUUUCUAAGUGUUAUAUUCCUGCUUCAAUAUUCAACGUUGUAAUAAUUGUUAUUUUAUUUGUAAAUGUUACUUUCACCCGAAGAUCUGUAAUGGUGUCCAUUCUAUAUAAAACACAACUUAUUGUUCUUGGAAGAUGCAUCAAUAAAAAUGUUAAUUACUGUGGCAAAA
Zootermopsis nevadensis is the source of this 5151-nucleotide messenger RNA. Lineage: Eukaryota; Metazoa; Arthropoda; Insecta; Blattodea; Termopsidae. The record is from RefSeq and is a predicted model, not a curated record.